Messenger RNA from Xyrauchen texanus (razorback sucker), 1970 nucleotides. RefSeq names its product interleukin 19 like (gene il20). Lineage: Eukaryota; Metazoa; Chordata; Actinopteri; Cypriniformes; Catostomidae. The record is from RefSeq and is a predicted model, not a curated record. The transcript is spliced from 6 exons. The coding region runs from base 1211 to 1747 and encodes 178 amino acids. Gene Ontology annotation, cellular component: extracellular region.
UCCUAUAUUCAGACUCUGGAAGGUGAGGAAUUGGAAAGUUAUCACGACCGAUGAUCUUAACCCAAGAUUGCCUCAGAGGGACUAUCCCCAUGACAAGAGGACAGUAUGUUUUCUGAGAUAAAGCACAUCUGCUAAAUAAAAAAUAAUCAACUUAUGCUCAAAAGUAGUGUACAAUCUUUCUUUCCCAAUGCUGUGUUUAAACACAAUUAUUAAUUGCAUAUAGGCUUUUUUUUUAUUAAAAUAAUUCCAAAUAAGAUAAAUAAAAUAGAAAUCAAAUAUUCAUUAACGGAAUAGUUCACCCAAAAAAUUAUAAUUCUGUAUCAUUUUUGCUCCAAGUCCAUAUGAAUAUGAAAUAGAUGUUUAGCAGAAUGCGCAUGCAGCUCUUUCCCAUACAAUGAAAGUACAUGGUGAACCAGGACCCUCAAGGAACACAAAGAACAAAAAGUCCAUACAAAGCUAUUAAGCUAUUUUCCCAAUUUUCUGAAGCAAUAUGAUAGCUUUGUGUGAUGAAUAGAGUGAACUUUAAGCUGUGAUUAGCUUAAAAGUGUCAAAUAUAAAUGCUGUCACCUCACAAUUUCACUAAUUCAAACUUGGCGUGUUGCAUUCAGUAACGAGAUGCGCAAACCAAAAAAAAAAAGCAUUGUCUUUUUCUUGUUUAAGUACUAAACCGUAGGAAAAUAUUUUCACUGAAUACCUCACACAAAUGUCUCGUAUGGCUUCAGAAGACUUGGAAUAUAGUGCAGAAUUCAUAUGGACUAUUUUAAUUGCACUUUAUAACCAUAUAAUGAUGUACGAUCAUACCAGUGUUACACUAGGCUGGGCUCAAAGGUGUACGAUCAACCUGGUGUGAUCUGAAAGUGAGUAAAUUAUGACAGAACUCUUUAAUUAAUGCAAUCAUAACAUAAACUGUUUUCAAAGAUUACUUCAUUUUAAAAAUGCUGAGGUGAAAGAUGCCAACACAGGUAUUUUACCAUAAUUUAGGUCAUUACUUCAUUGAUUGGAAUUCCUGCAUCCUUUAAAUAUUGCAUGCAAGACAUGCAAUGCAACUUCCUCUUACUGUAAUGGGAGGUAGAAGAAAAUACCUGUCUAAAUUCCCCUGCUGUCCCACUAUAAGAACAACUGCGAUCGACAUGCAGAGAUGCACAUCAUUCUAUGGCGAAAACUCGCAUUGGACCUCGAUAGGUAAUAACAAGGUUAAAUUAUUGGAAUUAUGAUGAAGAAUUCAUUGAUCCUGUACAGCUUGCUUUUAUGUACUCUGCUGGGUUGUCUAUGGGGCACAGCUCAGGGUCGGAAGCUUCACCUGGGCAAGUGUGUUGUUAACAUUCACACUCAUGAGCUCAGGCAUCACUUCCAGCACAUACGUCAAGGCAUGAUUGCAGGAGAUAACAACAAGGUUAUCAGGUUGCUUGGAAAAGAAGUGAUGAAAAGUUUACAGGGUACAGAAAGCUGUUGCUUCCUAAGGCAGCUGCUUCACUUCUACAUGGAUAAGGUUUUUAUCAACUACACCAGCAGCCAUUCCCUACAUCGCAGGACCACCAGUGUCCUAGCAAACUCCUUCCUCGGUAUCACCAAGGACCUACAUGUCUGUCAUGCUAAUGCAAACUGUGAGUGCAGUGAAGGUGCCACUCAAAAAAUCGCAGACAUUAAAACCAUGUACAACAAGCUUGAUCAAACAGCAGGAACAGUAAAAGCUAUUGGAGAGUUGGACUCGUUAUUUGAAUGGCUAGAAAGUUUUCAACACCAUUGAUACAAAGGAAUAAGAACUAAAUCCAAUAAGCUUGAUAAGCACAGCCUCAGCUGAAUAGAUGUAGUACUGUACUAUUAAUGUGGGAAUAAUUUAUUUAAAUAAUUUACUACAUUUUGUGGGUCAUAUUUAUAUACAUAUUUGCAUGAUGUUUAAAUGUCAUGCUGCAAAGUAGACCUUUGAGGUCAGUUUGUAAUUUAAAUGUGUUUUAUUUAAGCUUUGAAUU